AUGGGAGCCUUUGCGGAGCUCAGAGCUACAGCAGCGCUCCGCACGGCCCCUGUCUCAGCAGAAAGCAGCCCGCGUUAUGAGCUCCGUGUGGAGGCUCGGAGCAGUCAGCGGGGGCCCCCAGCUGGGAGCUCCGACACGCACGCAAUUACAGCCACCACACAGGGAGACACCGCGGGGACAUGUGACCUCAAUAUCCAAGCACAACUACAUCACAGAGCGCAGAGCCGGUGCGGGAGGGAGCCAGAGACCGGGCUAAGUGAGAGGCUAAACAUGCAUUCAGGGGAGGGAUCCUCUGUUUGA
Knipowitschia caucasica is the source of this 300-nucleotide messenger RNA. The record is from the annotation of a GenBank genome assembly. NCBI's taxonomy places the organism in Eukaryota, Metazoa, Chordata, Actinopteri, Gobiiformes, Gobiidae.